Molecule: messenger RNA, 1203 nt
Organism: Paracoccidioides lutzii Pb01
Exons: 5
Coding region: 1-1203 (400 amino acids)
Biological process (GO): dephosphorylation
Molecular function (GO): phosphoprotein phosphatase activity
Source: RefSeq, a predicted model, not a curated record
AUGCUCGCGAAACUCCCUGGUGUCAGCUCGGACAUCAAUGCUAGCAUCAUUGAUAAUGGCAACAUACAACACCCUUCUACGGAAGGGACUAGUUCCCCACAUCCUCCAUUUGAUAAUAUUCUUAAUUUUCGUGAUGUGGGAGCAUAUGUCAAUCGCUUAUGCGGAUCACGGUAUGAAAAACCGCCCCAGAAGGCCACCUCUCCGCCUGUUGGCCUUUUAGCCGUCGUACUGGUUCAACCUUUGGGUAUCUGCUACGCAGUUACCGCACUAUGUGUUCUGAAAGAAGGUAUCCUGUUCCGAAGUGCUAGGCCGGACGAUGCCUCACAACGGGAUCAGGAGCGCUUUACCAAUGAGCUACGUUUGGCUACUAUUAUUGAUCUCAGGUCAACAACUGAGCAUACCAUGGCGGCCAAUCGACGUCUUGCUAAUGAACGAAUCGCUGCAGAAGAAGCAGCAGAAACUUCUCCGCAACCGAAACCAAUAGCAAAUGAUGAGCACCUCGUAAACCUUCCCGGAGUGCGUCGAAUCAUGCUCAGCCUGGCCGGGUGGAACUUCGAAAAGACAUUGUUAUGGAGAUUAAGUUGGUUUAAUAUACUAAAGUUCUUCUCCCUCCUUGCAUCUGGUUACCGUGGUGCCGCCACGAGAUUGAUCGUCGAGCAAGCUAUUGUUCCCCGCGGCCUCAAUGGGCUUGCCCGUGAUACGCUUACAGCCAGCCAGGCAGAGAUCAAAGAACUGUUCGGAUACCUAAGCGAACCUAGCAUAUAUCCAACAGUCAUACAUUGCACGCAGGGCAAGGACCGCACAGGUUUAGUGAUUAUCCUGCUCCUGUUAUUAGUCUCCUCUGGGGAGAUGAAGAGGGAGGAUAGUGGAGCAGAAGCACCCGGUGGAGAGGGAUAUGCAGCUCUGGGAAGGCCUCUAGACACGGUCGUAGUCACAGGAACAGGCAAAGCCAAGAUCCCCCUCUCGGCAAUAACGAGCGACUACCGCCUUUCGGAGGGAGAACUAAUCCCCGAGCUGGAAGAGCGUUUGCGGGAGAUGAAUCAACUGGGGCUUCCGGAUGAGUUUGCAAAGUGUUGGGAUGGGUUUACGGAGGACGUUGUUGAGUUUUUGGAGGAGAGAUAUGGUGGCAUUAGGGGCUAUUUGAAAGCUGUUGGGGUGGAAGCGGGGGCUGUUGAGAUGGUUAGGGCCCUGCUAGUGGCUUAA